Messenger RNA from Thamnophis sirtalis, 2252 nucleotides. It is a transcript of the gene ENPP6, whose product is annotated as ectonucleotide pyrophosphatase/phosphodiesterase 6. The record is from RefSeq and is a predicted model, not a curated record. Gene Ontology annotation, cellular component: plasma membrane. Gene Ontology annotation, molecular function: glycerophosphodiester phosphodiesterase activity. NCBI's taxonomy places the organism in Eukaryota, Metazoa, Chordata, Lepidosauria, Squamata, Natricidae. Gene Ontology annotation, biological process: choline metabolic process; lipid metabolic process.
CCCUGGUACGCUCAUCUCUUGCACAACCAAAGCUCCUACUGUUUUUGCUUGAUGGGUUUCGACAUGAUUAUAUCUCUGAGGAAGCACUAGAGACUUUGCCUGGCUUCAGAGAGAUUGUCAGCAGGGGAGUGAAAGUGGAUUACCUAACCCCGGACUUUCCCAGUCUUUCUUAUCCAAACUAUUACACCCUGAUGACUGGUCGCCACUGUGAAGUCCAUCAAAUGACUGGAAACUACAUGUGGGAUCCAGUGACCAAUCUGUCUUUUGACAUUGGUAUGAACCCAGACAGCCUUCGGCCUCUUUGGUGGAAUGGAUCCGAGCCCUUGUGGGUCACUAUGACAAAAGCCAAGAGGAAGGUCUCUAUGUACUUUUGGCCUGGCUGUGAAAUUGAAAUCCUUGGAAUUCGACCUAACCAUUGUAUACCAUAUGAAAAUGCUCCAACGGAUGCCGAUUUCUCCAAAGCUGUAAACAAUGCCAUUGAGUCUUUAAGCAAUGGUACAGCAGAUGUGGCAGCCAUAUACUAUGAACUCAUUGAUGUAGAAGGUCAUCGUUUUGGCCCUUCAUCUAAUCAGAGGAAGAAUGCUGUAAAAGCAGUGGAUAAUGUUUUGCUCAGGAUGUCUAAGCUUAUCAAGGACAAGAAAUUGCAGAAUGCUUUAAAUGUUGUUUUCUUUUCUGAUCAUGGGAUGACUGAUAUUGACUGGAUGGAUAAAGUGAUUGAACUGAAAAACUGCAUCAACAUGAGUGAUGUAAUUAAAGUGAAGGACCGAGGGCCAGUUGUAAGCCUAUGGCCAAAGAAAGGCAAGGAAAAUGAGAUAUAUAACAAACUGAAAAAUGUGCCACAUAUGACAGCCUAUAAGAAAGAUGAUAUCCCUGAUAGAUUUUAUUAUAAAAAAGGAAAAUUUGUUUCUCCGUUGACUCUGGUAGCUGAGGAAAGAUGGUUCAUAGUAGAGAGCAGAGAAUCACUUCCAUUUUGGGAUAAUGGCACUGGAAAACGAGAAGCUUGGCAGAAUGGAUGGCAUGGCUAUGAUAAUGAAUUCAUAGAUAUGAGAGGGAUCUUUUUUGCAUAUGGACCAGAUUUCAAGUCUAACUUCAGAGCUGCACCAAUCAGAUCAGUUGAUGUGUAUAAUGUUAUGUGCAAAAUUGCAGGAAUCCCACCACUGCCAAACAAUGGAUCCUGGUCGAGAGUGGCCUGUAUGUUGAAAGAUAAUGCCAAUUUGGCCCCAGCGUUCCAAUGGAGCAGCUCUGUGCUGGGACUUAUUCUGUUUUCAUUGUUUGUAUAACAAACCUUGCAACACCAGUCUCAGUACAAUGUCAGUCAGUGUGUCUAGUUUCCUCCCCACCCUUCCAAUUCAAUGGCAGCAUUGAAAUGGAAAACGUUGUUGGGAGAAAAUGAUAUAAAUUAAUUUCUGAAAAUCCUGGUGCCAAAUGCUUGGAGGGGCAUAAGCAAACAAAAACAAACAUGAGUUAGUUCCAAUGGGCACCUGUUGUCCAUUACCAAAGUAAGCCUUUUUCUGCCUUCGGCCAUCAGUUCCAGAAUUAAUCCCCAGGUGGCUGAAACUAGUAAUCAAGAUGCACCAACUCAAAGCAGACAGACCCACUUGCUAAUCACAUCUUUUUCUAGCAGUUUUCUGCCUUUGCAAUACAUUUAAAUUUAGAUCAGCUUUUCACAGUUCAUCACCUCCCAUGAUGUGUUAUUUCUAUGGUGUCCAUAAUUCUCUGACAGCCAAUCUGGUAGACUAUUUUGCCAGGGAUAGUGCACAUUGGAGCCACUUGUAUGGACAGCAAUAGGAAAAUGGACUUAAAUGACACUUAGAAGUUCUAGAACGUGUGCCCCAGAUUUUUCCUAGUAUAUAUACAUGGAAGGAGACAGCCUGUAACUGAUCAAUAGUACGUAGUCACUUUAUAGAUUCCACUGGAGCCUCUUGGCAACCUCUCUAAGAAGACCUCCGAUAAAGACCUCAGAGCUUCAUGUGGCUGCCUCUUCCAGUGGCUUAUAGGUCAGGAAAUCAGUUCUGAUGCUAACCUGAACCUGCUUCUGUUAGUUAUCCCUUUUCUUUGCGACAACCCUUUGGAAAGAUGAAAAGUACUUUAUCACUUUCAAUUAUUUCUUCCGUGGCCGAAGCAUAAUCAGAUCCUUUCAAUGCAUUCCAUUUAAACACCAGUUGCUGAGCUCAGCAUGAGGAAGAGAAGAGACCAAUGUACAGUGGUGAAUGGUGGUGGUGAAUCUUCAAUAAAGAGGUCUUCAAACUUUA